AGCACAUUCACGUUUAAUGCACAAAAACCUCUCCGGCUCCUAGAGUUUUGCCACUGUGGCCACAGCAAAAUAUCGCAUCAAGCUAGCACACUGGAGAGUUGCAAAGCCAAUCUGUCUGCUGACCGGGUGAAAGGCAUCCACUAAACAUGAAACCGAUGGCCAAGACUCAAGUAUAUUUGGGUCUCCUGCAUGGGAUCAUCCUACCAUUCUGCUUACAAGUACGAGUGACUGCUACUGAGGAUGCGUUCACGACAAGUCCCUCUGUUCUCACUACCCAAACCCCAACGGACCCAAGUACUACAGUAGUUUCACAGGAGAUUCUUACUACACUGGCCUCCCAGGAGACAACUGCAUAUACAACGCAGACAACCACCCUCGAAUCUACAUCCCCAGUCCAGACAACCACACCUCUGUUAUCCACCUCUCAUUCCUCAUCCCCAGAGAUACCAACAUCUCCACCAUUAGCCUCAACUGUUUCGCCAGAUGUGCUAACAUCUUCUUCCUCCGCCACUGGGACUGAUCAAGAAUCGGUGACUCUUGGCGACAACCAGGCUGGAGCUGAACUCUGCGCGGAAAAUAAUAAGAGACUGAUGCUGAUAUGCCUCAUAAUCAUUGGGCUACUUGUCUUCCUUUGUGUGUGCCUUCUCUUAGUCAUUGUCAUCCUGGCAAGCAAGCUUUCCUAUAUCAAGAGAGGCCAGACAAACAGGCGCCUCCCCAGGAGCAAUGGAGAUUUUCUGACCACCAAAAGUUUGUGGCCCGCUGGGUUAGAGACGCUGCAGAGGAUGACCGCCGAGGCAACGGAAACAAGCCUCGCCGUCCAAGGCCCAGGGCCAGAGAGAAUACCUGCAGGGCAAGGGAAAGUUGGAGAAGAAACUAGCAGGAGGCUGGCUAGUGAAAUAUCAAUCCGACAAAAGCACAAGGAGAUGUCACCAAAGGAAACCUCAGCAAAACCUCAGAACAGCACCUUAACCAAGGUUGAGGUUUAAAGCAUCAUUCUGGUACCCAAACCCUGGUACCCGACGGCUGGAUGCCAUUGGUGGAGAGGCAAUGGUUUCAGAAAUGUUGCACUACUGGAGAUGUGACUGUCUCCCUCUUUUUUUGGCCUUGUCCUCCUCAUCAUCCAAAAAUUUGCUCCUGAAAGAUUCCCAGUCUUCCAGCACAGAUUUUGCAGGAAUACUGGUAUAUGUAUGUAUAUCUCUGUGUAGUACCAAUCAUUCCUUCCCAGUUCUGUUAGAAGCAAUUUUGUCAGCGGAGUGACAGCACUGGAUGAGACUGCAGUAUUUCCAUGGUGCAGGUGGCACAAGAUGAUGGGCCAUAUCAAAGAGAAAAUGUCCAUGCACCUAAAGGAACGGAGAUGAUUUUGCUUUAAGGAAGAGCUGAACGUUAAUGCAUGCAAAGGAAAAAGCAAGCAAACAUUGCCACAGAGUGGGAAAAUAGAUGUUCAGGCUGGCAGAGCAUAUACCGCCCCACAUCACAUGGAGAAGCGGAACUAUAAAUAAAGACUUUUGACAAUUGUUUGCAUGGUAUGGACCACAGGGACAGACAAAAACUGCGGGGGGGGCAGAAUGGUUUGGUUAUCAAUCACUAGAAAAGAGGUUUCUAUGUGUGGGGGAAUGCAUUUUCAUGGGUAACGGCAAAAAUAACCCCCAGUAAUGCAUUUUAAUUAGAAAGUAUAUUGUGACAUUUCCCCCCCCCAAAAACAAAUAAGUUUAAAAUCUAAUAUUUUAAACAUGCAUAAUAGUUGCGCAAAUGAAUUAACAGUAACUGAGAAGGAAAUGUCUGCUGUGCAAAUAAUGAUCUGAACCGUUAAUAAUGUCUAAUGUGCCAUAAUUUCUUUGAAAACAGAAAAGGAAAGCUGUCCACCUGAGAUUCUUUCAAAUAUGUUACUUUCAAGAGCACUGAAUGACUGCAUGGUAUCAAUACGUGUGUCAAUGCUGAAAAUGAAUUUUCACACACCAAAGGUGACCCACGCAUCAUACAAUGCAUACAUGUGUGGAAAGGCUACCUUGUAAAGGCACAAAGUUUGAAUAAGUUUAUGAAGUUUUCAUAUUUCCCCCCCAGAACAUACACAGCAGAAUGUCGAAACCCGGAUGCAAGGAGAUGGCUUUCUAAAGGCUCAUCUAUUGGCUUGCUACUGUUCAUAGCAGGCACGAUACCUUUCAUUUCUAUAGUUCUUUUAUACUUACAAAAAUUGAGCUCUUCUCCCUUUGUUCUCACCUCUGUGAGAUAGAUCACUUUGCACAUUUGGCAGAUAAAGAAGCGACAUUAAUAAAGA
This is a messenger RNA of Sceloporus undulatus (fence lizard), 2275 nucleotides long. RefSeq names its product ecotropic viral integration site 2A (gene EVI2A). The transcript has 2 exons. NCBI's taxonomy places the organism in Eukaryota, Metazoa, Chordata, Lepidosauria, Squamata, Phrynosomatidae. Gene Ontology annotation, cellular component: membrane. The record is from RefSeq and is a predicted model, not a curated record. Bases 147 to 986 code for a protein of 279 amino acids.